CAUCACGCUCGGAUGCGGUCCCGGUUCCGUAGUCACCAACCGCGGAUGCGGCUUGCCUCACUCGUCGCUAACGUCUUGGAAGGGCGUGCACGUGGGGUCCCAAGACGACAUCUUGUCCAACAUCCAAAACUUUGCACAUGAACAACAUCAAUCGACAUGGCAGACUCCAGUGAUUACCAGGCUUCAGAGCUUGACCGCAUACCGACAGUAUGGCUCCUGACCGGCCUCGUUGUCUUCCCGUACUUGGUCUACCAGUUGCUCGGCUUCCUUAGCCCGCUGAUCCACAACCUGACCGCCAUGCGCAUAUCCGAGAUUUACGUCUAUCCGAUCAAGUCUCUUCGUGCAGUACCCCUCAAAGAAGCAGUCGCUACCAAAUAUGGCUUCGACCACGAUCGGACAUUUAUGCUGCUCAAGAAGAAAGACGACGGCUCAUGGCAAAACAUGACCAUUGGCCACUUCUCGGACAUGACGCAGUUUGUGCAGGAAUUCGAAAACUAUGGCACAAACGACGCCACCAUCAAGGUCACCUACCGCGCGUAUGGUGAAACGGAUCAGUCCAAAUCCAUCCGCGUCCCACUUGUGCCUGACACCGAGAAGCUCGAGUCUUUCCACGUGAACAUGCACGGCAGUCCCACUGAUGCGUUCCACAUGGGCGAGAAGUACAGCCAAUGGUUUACUGAAUGCUUCGGAUAUGACGUUGUCCUCGUCUACAUUGGCGCGGAGAACAAGCGUCCCGUCAUAUUCGAAGACAUGCAACCCAUCACUCCCGACCCCUUGACGUCUUUCUUCAAGAAGAACAUUCCCUUCCUCGGCCGCAAGAUCGAGAGGCUGAUGGGCAUCCGCCAGACCGAGCAAUGGCGCAUCAAAUUCCAGGACUGUGCCCCCUUCCUCAUCACAUCCAAGACCUCUCUCGACGACGUCUCCGCGCGUCUCGACGGCGAGAAGAUGGACAUGGUCAAGUUCCGCCCUAACAUCGUCAUCGAGGGCGCCCACGAGCCCUGGCAGGAGGACUACUGGGGCAAGAUCACCAUCAACCAGAAAACGGAGAUGAUCAUGGCGCACAACUGCGUGCGCUGCCAGAGCAUCAACCUCGACUACAACACGGGCAAGCCCGGCGUCGGGCCCAGUGGAGAGGUGCUCAAGCGGCUGCAGAAGGACCGGCGGAUUGAUAUCGGGGCAAAGUGGAGUCCGGUGUUCGGGCGGUACACGUUCUGGGGCCUGGACGCGCCGAAGAGCCAGCUCAUCAAGGUCGGAGACAAAGUCAACGUGACCAAGGUCAACGAGGGACUGACGAUCUGGAGCUGGCCCGGUCUGGCUUAACAACGGCCCACAAACCCACACUGUCGUUACGCAAUCCAUAGACUCAAAAG
This is a messenger RNA of Boeremia exigua, 1370 nucleotides long. RefSeq lists its product as uncharacterized. The record is from RefSeq and is a predicted model, not a curated record. The transcript has 4 exons. Gene Ontology annotation, molecular function: molybdenum ion binding; catalytic activity; pyridoxal phosphate binding. The coding region runs from base 157 to 1320 and encodes 387 amino acids. Lineage: Eukaryota; Fungi; Ascomycota; Dothideomycetes; Pleosporales; Didymellaceae.